AGGCGGGGUCGUCGUUGCUGCCGCGCUGGCAUUUUCUCCUGGACUAGGAGAGAGUGCAGUGCUGAGCCAAACAACGCAAUCCUGAUCCUGAGUCGUGAAGAAGGCAAGCACCGAGGGGGUUAGGGUUGGGGCUGCGGAAGGCAAGGCUCCGCUCUUGCUGGAGACGGGAGCCAUGGCUCAGAAAAUGGACUGUGGUGCGGGCCUUCUCGGCUUCCAGGCUGAGGCCUCUGUAGAAGACAGCACCUUGCUUAUGCAGACCUUGAUGGAGGCCAUCCACAUCUCAGAGGCUCCACCUACUAACCCUGCCACAGCAGUUGCCAGCAGCCAGACUGCUAGUCCCCAGAGUUUACAGCCUUUAACUGCCAAUGCAGUGGUUGACACUGAGGUCUCAGUAGCAUCCACUAGGCCUAAGACAGCUUUUAGAGCCCAGAAUGCUACCACAAAAGGCCCAAAUGGUGUCUAUGAUUUCUCUCAGACACAUAAUGCCAAGGAGAUGCCCAAUACCCAGCCUAAGGCAGCUGUUAAGUACCACAAUACCACUCUGAGGGGUCCAAAUACUGCCUGUGAUUUUUCCCAAGCUGGAAGUACUGGUGAAUUAGCCACUACCAAGUCUGAGUUGGCCUUUAAGGCUCAGAAAGCCACUACUAAGGUGGGCCCAAAUGACAACUACAAUUUGUCUCCAUCUCCUAAGGCCAAUGAGAUAGCUAACAACCGGCCUAAGACAACCUUCAAGGUGUGGAAUGAUACCACUAAGGCUCCUACAGCUGAUAGCCAGAGCCAGAACUUAAUUGAUGCCAAAAUGGCCAAUUCCCAGGGUGACAUAGAGACCAACUUAGGUAUAUAUGAACCUGAUGGUGCAGCUGCACAGACAUCAGAUGGUUCCCAGGCUCAGAAUCUGGAGUCUCGGACUAUAAUUCGAGGCAAGAGAACCCGCAAGAUUAAUAACUUAAAUGUGGAAGAGAACAGUGGGGAUCAGAGACAGCCUCCACUGGCUGCAGGAACAUGGAGAUCUCCACCUGUUCCAGUGACCACUCAGAAUGCACCUGGUGUACCCCCUCAUGUGCUCUGGCAGACCCCACUGGCUUGGCAGAAUCCAUCUGGCUGGCAAAACCAGACAGCCAGGCAGAACCCAGCAGCACGUCAGAGCCCUGUGGCUAGGCAGACCCCACCAGCCUGGCAGAAUCCAGUUGCUUGGCAAAAUCCAGUAAUCUGGCCAAGCCCAGUGAUAUGGCAGAAUCCAGUGAUCUGGCCAAAUCCCAUUGUCUGGCCUGGCCCAGUUGUCUGGCCAAACCCCGUAGCCUGGCAGAAUCCUCCUGGAUGGCAGGCCCCAUCAGGAUGGCAGACCCCAGCAAGCUGGCAAGGCCCUCCAGACUGGCAAGGCCCUCCUGAUUGGCCACUACCGCCUGAUUGGCCACUGCCACCUGAUUGGUCACUUCCCACUGACUGGCCAAUUCCACCUGACUGGAUCACUCCUGAUUGGCCAAUUCCACCUGACUGGCAGAACCUGCGACCCUCACCUAAUCUUCGACCUUCCCCCAACUCUCGUGCCUCUCAGAAUCUAGGUGCCCCACAGCCCCGAGAUGUGGCCCUUCUUCAGGAAAGAGCAAAUAAGUUGGUCAAGUACCUGAUGCUUAAAGACUACACAAAGGUACCCAUCAAGCGUUCAGAAAUGCUGAGGGACAUUAUCCGAGAAUACACUGAUGUUUAUCCAGAAAUCAUUGAACGUGCUUGCUUUGUCUUGGAGAAGAAAUUUGGGAUUCAACUAAAGGAAAUUGACAAGGAAGAACACCUGUAUAUUCUCAUCAGUACCCCUGAAUCUCUUGCUGGCAUACUGGGAACGACCAAAGACACACCCAAGCUGGGUCUCCUCUUAGUGAUACUGGGCAUCAUCUUUAUGAAUGGCAAUCGUGCCAGUGAGGCUGUCCUCUGGGAGGCACUACGCAAAAUGGGACUGCGUCCAGGGGUGAGGCAUCCCCUUCUUGGAGACCUAAGAAAACUUCUUACCUAUGAGUUUGUAAAGCAGAAAUAUCUGGACUAUAGACGAGUGCCCAAUAGCAACCCUCCGGAGUAUGAGUUCCUCUGGGGCCUUCGUUCCUACCAUGAGACUAGCAAGAUGAAAGUGUUGCGAUUCAUUGCAGAGGUUCAGAAGAGAGAUCCUCGUGACUGGACUGCACAGUUCAUGGAGGCUGCAGAUGAGGCUUUGGAUGCUCUCGAUGCUGCAGCAGCUGAGGCUGAGGCCCGGGCUGAAGCAAGAACCCGAAUGGGGAUUGGAGAUGAGGCUGUGUCUGGUCCCUGGAGCUGGGAUGACAUUGAGUUUGAGCUGCUGACCUGGGACGAGGAAGGAGAUUUUGGAGAUCCCUGGUCCAGAAUCCCAUUUACCUUCUGGGCUAGAUACCACCAGAAUGCCCGCUCCAGGUUUCCUCAGACCUUUACUGGUCCUAUUAUUGGUCCUGGUGGUACAGCCAGUGCCAACUUUGCUGCCAGCUUUGGUGCCAUUGGUUUUUUCUGGGUCGAGUAAGAUGUUGGGUUCAUGGAUACUCAUCAUCAAUUGGAAUAGUUUUUCCCUCGAGUGAGGCUGAAGCCUCAGAUUCCUUCUAAACCCAUCUAUCUAGAGAGCCACAUCCUGUUGAUGGAAAGUGGCAUGCAAGAUAACUUUAUUUGCUGUUCCUGUCUAUUGCUUUGUUUUUUUUUUCUUGUGUGCUGUCAAGUUUUGGUAUCAGAAAUAAACAUUGAAAUUGCAAAGUGAA
This is a messenger RNA of Dipodomys spectabilis (banner-tailed kangaroo rat), 2747 nucleotides long. RefSeq names its product MAGE family member D1 (gene Maged1). Gene Ontology annotation, biological process: negative regulation of transcription by RNA polymerase II. The transcript is spliced from 13 exons. Bases 173 to 2518 code for a protein of 781 amino acids. Lineage: Eukaryota; Metazoa; Chordata; Mammalia; Rodentia; Heteromyidae. Gene Ontology annotation, cellular component: nucleus. The record is from RefSeq and is a predicted model, not a curated record.